AUGAAACCACCUCCAAAUCUACCACAGAAACCAGGGAACACAAAUCAACACCUAACAGAGAAACCAGCGAAACCACCUCAACACCUUCCACAGAAGCCAGUGAAACGACCUCAUCACCUCCAAAAGGAACCAAAACAAGCAAAACCAACUCAACACCUACUACAGAAACCAGCGAAAUACCCUCAACACCUCCCAUCGACACCAGCGUACCAGAACACCGAAACCACCUCAACACCUUCUACAGAAGCCAGUGAAACGACCUCAUCACCUCCAAUAGGAACCAGUAAAACCACCACAACACCUACCACAGAAAUCAGAAAAACCACCUCAACACCUACCAUAGGAACCAGUGAAACUACCUCAACACCUACCACAGAAACCAGUGAAACCACCUCAACAACUACCAGAGAAGCCAGCAAAACCACCCCAACACCUAUCAUAGGAACCAAUGAAACCAACACAACAACUACCACAGAAAUGAGCAAAACCACCUCAACACCUACCGCAGAAACCAGUGAAACCAGCUCAACACCUAUCACAGAAACCAGUGAAACCACCGCAACACCUCCCAUCGAAACCAGCGAAACCAUCUCAACACCUACCACAAAAACUGGUGAAACCACCUCAGCACCUACCACAGAAAGCAGUGAAACCACCUCAACACCUAACACAGAAACCAGUGAACUCACAUCAACACCUACCAUAGAAACGAGCAGAACCACCUCAACACCUACCACAGAACCUAGCAAAACCACCUCAACACCUGCCACAGAAGCCAGCGAAACCACCUCAACAUCCACUAAAAGAACCAGAGAAACCACCUCAACACCUACUACAGAAACCACCAAAACCACCUCAACACCUACCACAGAAACCAGCGAAAAUAUCUUGGCACCUACCACAGAAACCAGUGAAACCACAUCAACACCUACCACAGAAAUCACUGAAAGCACCUCAACUCCUACCACAGAAACCAGCGAAACUAAAUCUGCACCUACCACAGAAACCAGCAAAAGCACCUCAACACCUACCACAGAAGCCAGUGAAAUGACCACAGCACAUACUUUAGAAAACAGAGAAACCACAUCAACACCUACCAGGGAAGCCAGUGAAACCAACUCAACACCUACCACAGAAGCCAGCAAAGCCACUUCAACACCCACCAUAGGAACUAUUGAAAACACCUCAACACCUACCACAGAAACCAGCAAAACCACCUCAACACCUACCACAGAACCCACCAAAACCACCUCAACACCUACCACAGAAGCCAGCAAAACCACCUCAACACCAACCACAGAAGCCAGCGAAACC
This is a messenger RNA of Carcharodon carcharias (great white shark), 1314 nucleotides long. Its product is annotated as integumentary mucin C.1-like. Lineage: Eukaryota; Metazoa; Chordata; Chondrichthyes; Lamniformes; Lamnidae. The transcript is spliced from 4 exons. The annotation marks the transcript as partial. The record is from RefSeq and is a predicted model, not a curated record.